This is a messenger RNA of Actinia tenebrosa (Australian red waratah sea anemone), 800 nucleotides long. RefSeq lists its product as uncharacterized. Lineage: Eukaryota; Metazoa; Cnidaria; Anthozoa; Actiniaria; Actiniidae. The record is from RefSeq and is a predicted model, not a curated record.
GAAAAUUGUGCACUGAAACUUUUCUGUUGAUUCCAUUAUAAUUUGUAAUACUUUUUUUUUUGAAUAGGAUUUCACAAAUGAAAUGGUCAAGUGAUCACGAUGUUUUUCUAGGAAGAGAGAUGAUGCUUUUUGAGUUGUGGAAGUUCAAAGCAGGGAGCCGGGAACGAGGAAACUGCCUAGACAGAAUCGCAGAGAGUCUAAACAGUCGCCAAGAGAAACCUACAUUKACUGUUUCUCAGAAGGCCAUUCGGGACAGGAUGAAAAUUAUGGAAAGGGAAUUUAAGAAGAAAGAAAGGACCGAAAAAAGCGCAUCUGGGAUUUCUCCAGAAAAAACCGAGCUGGAUGAAAUUAUGGAAAACUGCAUUCAGUUAAGAGACGAGCAGGAGGAGUUGGCCGAGAAAUCAUCAGAGGAAGAUAAAAAGAAGAUGGAGAAAAAUAAGGAGUUGGCAGAGGAAAUGAGAAACAAGGCAAUGGAACGCCUCUCGCAACAAAAGAAAGAUGGCAGUGACACACCAAAAAAGAGAAGGAAACAAAAUGAUGCCAUGGAAUAUCUAAAAGAAUCCACUGAGAAAGAAUUCGAGUUAAGAAAGGCAGAGUUGGAAAUAAAGAAGCAGCAGGAAGAAAGAGCGAAAGUUGAACAACAAAGAAUGUUUUGAGCAACAGCAGGAAAUGGUAAGGCAGGUCCAAGAUCAAAUGAAAACCCAGCAACAACAGUUUCAAAUGUUCAUGCAAAUGUUCAUGAAUCAGCAAAAUACCCAAGCUCAGGUAUUUCAUGAACUGUUGAAAAAAGACAAGUAAAG